This is a messenger RNA of Ostrea edulis (European flat oyster), 2175 nucleotides long. RefSeq names its product visual pigment-like receptor peropsin. Bases 1 to 999 code for a protein of 332 amino acids. Gene Ontology annotation, cellular component: photoreceptor outer segment; membrane. The transcript has 6 exons. Gene Ontology annotation, molecular function: G protein-coupled receptor activity. Lineage: Eukaryota; Metazoa; Mollusca; Bivalvia; Ostreida; Ostreidae. Gene Ontology annotation, biological process: G protein-coupled receptor signaling pathway. The record is from RefSeq and is a predicted model, not a curated record.
AUGGACUAUUUUAAUAGUACAUGGGAAAAUGUGACGGACACGAUAGUUCAGUUUUCUCGACUUCCUCCCAAGUUGUCAAGAAUUGAGGGAAAUAUAAUUGCGAUUUAUCUUCUUGUCGUGGGGGUUUUGUCACUGAUAGGAAAUGGGAUUACAAUUGUGGUCAUCUGUCGAUUCCAAAAACUCCGAACCACUGCAAACUUCUUAAUCGCUAAUUUGGCAGCAGCAGACUUAGCCAUUACCAUUUUCACAUUUCCUUUCUCCAUCAUCUCGCACUUCUACAAUGGGUGGCCGUUUGGGGCAGACGUCUGUCGGUGGUAUGGUUUUAACAGUGUGUUGUUCGGACUUGGCAGUAUCGCGUUUCUGGCUGCUAUAAGUUGUGAUAGAUACCUCGUGACCUGCAGGCACGAAUUAUAUUGCGACUUUGGUAAACGCCAUUACUUUAUCGUUAGCAUAUUGCUGUGGACCAAUUGCACGAUUUGGGCAGCAGCGCCUUUCAUGGGAUGGAGUUGUUACGAUCUGGACGAUACGGGUGUGCUAUGCACCGUAUCCUGGACAUGUAACGGAAGAGCAGCGUUUUCGUCCUUCGUUUACUCUGUGGCUUUAGUCUGCUACAUCUUGCCAUUUUGUGUCAUCGUAGUGUGUUACAGGAAGACCUAUUUGUUCAUUAAAUCAGUCGGCGCCGGGGGUUCUCAGGAAAACAUCGAAUGGACACACCAAAAACAGAUAACUAAGAUGUGUAUCGUUGCAGUUGCUCUCUUUCUCGUUGCAUGGACGCCAUUUACGAUAUACUAUGUAGUUGUAUCGAUAACAGAAGCUGGAUCCCUGCCCGCCUUAUUCCAUGUCGUGCCAGCUGUUUUUGCCAAAUCCUCCACAUGUUACAAUCCAGUAGUGUACGCCAUCAUCAAUAAAAGAUUCCGAGUUGCAAUUCAAAAGACAAUCAUGUGUGAAAAGAACGUGAACGACCUAGACUGCAUACCAAUGAGGAGGAUUUCGCAAUAAACGCCUGAUGUUUCCCGGUAGACUGCAUACCAACGAGGAGGGUUUCACAAUACACACCGUUUCCCACUCCUGAGGGGGCGUUGGCGAUUUGAUCACCAUCUUUCUUUUGUGUCUGUAUUAACAUGCAACAUUUCGAACACAGCGAAGUUUGAUGUCAAAAAAAUUGUAUAAAUGUACCUGUAUUUUUUGAGAUAGAAAAUUAUAGCAUGUAUUGUUGAUUAUUUGUUGUAUGCAUACAUCUAGUCAACUUUUCAAUACUAAAAUAUUAAAUUGUAAACGGUUUACUGUAGAUUAGAUAAAUAGUCAAUUGCUGAUUUAAAGCUUGCAAAGAAGACAAAACCUAAGAUUGAACGUAAACUUAUUGAUUACAUUUUAAAUAUGUUUACAAAAAAGUCACCUUUCUUGAUUUAUACACACUGAUUUGACACAUCCACAGAAUCACAAAGAUGUAUCAAAAGUAGGUAUCACAAAACAGCUACUAGUAUUUUGUUUUAUUUUUCAAACGGGUACUAAUAUUUUCUACUUGGGACCUUUUCAAAACUAUAUUUGAUUCCAUUACCAAUACCUAUUUAGGUCAAAGUUUAAUGAACACGGUAUAUUUGAAUUCUUCUAAGAUUCUAAAUCCCAAAUGUUACUGAGUACAGUAUCUAUAUCCUCCCGAAUCUAACUUCUUUAAAUUCAAUUUGACUAAGGGAAAUUCCUUCGCCUUCCAUUUUCCUUGUUUCGAAAAAUAAAUUGAAAACUUGUGUAAGAGCCUUUUUAUAGAAACACCACUGUUGAGUAGAUGAAUGCUGUCGUCUUACUUGUUGUCUGACUGAAUGCUGUCGUCUGACUGUUUAGAGCACUUUCAUUGCUAUAUUUUUAACAGCGGAAUACCUGAAUGUUUCAAUCAACGGGAGACUCAUUAAGAGGAUUGUUAUGAAAAUAAGAUAGAUAGCUCGAUUGUUUUUGCCUUCGGCCCUCGGUGAAGAUGUUUUCUCUGAACUAUUUAUUUAACACCAUCUCGUUAUUAAUUUAUUACUUAACAUUUUUAUAUCAAAUGUUUUACCUUCGAUAUCUUUACCAAUUGAAUUGAUAUCCAUUUUCUCACAAAUGUGAGCGGUGUGCGUAUGAAUCUGGAUAAAUACAGUACGACUAUUUUACCGAUUGUGCGAAUGAAUCUGGAUAAAUACAGUA